UCGGACGUCGUUUGAAUGGAGCAUAGCGGAGUCAGCCGAGGAUUGCCGAUUGCGCCCGAAAAGUUACGAUUGUUCUUUAAUUUUUACUUUCACUUUGUAACAACGUGUGUUCUUCGUAAAAGGUGGAUUGGUUUAACUAUAAUGAGUGUGGAAGACCUCAAUAUAGAACAUUUGGAGAAUGAAUUUGCUCCAAUUUUAAAUUUGUCAGCAACUCCUCAGGUCAAACAACCUGCUAUAGAGUAUUUCCUUGGUCUGACAGGGUCAGAUGAUGGAAAAAAUUUUAUUGGAAAUAGCACCAAGUUCAUCAAGUGUAUUAUUGAAUUGACUGAUGAUCGAGAUGAUGUUGUCGCAGAAGUAGCCUGUAAAACACUCAUCAACCUUGCAACAAAAGAUACAAUAUGUUCUAGAAUUUUGAGCAGUGACAACUUUCCUGAUGUUGUUGUCAAAAAAUUUGAAAAAAUUCUAAAUGCAGAGUACAAACAUGCUGAUCUAGUCUGCAAAUUUUUGUCCAACUUAACCAGGCCUGAAGAAUGUGCCAGAAAAGUAGCUGAUAUCAUGAAGGAAAAUGAAGACAAAUUAAAAAUCAGUAAAUUUGUAAGUGUAUUGUGCAAAAUAGACCACAACAAGGAAGCAGAUCUUCAUUAUUUGGCACCCAUCUUAGCCAAUCUGAGUCAGAUUCAUCACAUACGAGAUGAAAUUUUGUCCAGAGAUCAGUGGGUGAUUCAGCGAUUGUUACCAUUUGUAAACUAUAUGGAAUCAGAUAUAAGAAGAUUCGGAGUUGUUAGCUGCAUUAAAAACUGCUGUUUUGAUGAAGAGCACCAUGAGUGGUUACUGAGUGACAAAGUGGACAUAUUGUCUUCCCUUUUGCUUCCUCUGGCUGGUCCUGAGGAAUUUGAUGAUGAAGAAAUGGAGAAACUACCAGAAAGAUUACAGUACUUACCACCAGAUAAAACCAGAGAACCAAACCCGCAGAUAAGAUGCAUCUUGUUACAAGCAAUUUUAAAGUUAUGUGCAACCAAAAAGGGAAGAUUGUUUGUGAAAGAGAAAAACACGUACAUCAUCAUCCGUGAAUUACACAAGUGGGAGAGUCAGCGAAGUAAUAUUAUACCCAUUAUGAAUUUAAUUGAUAUCUUGAUUGGCGAUGAACCAGAGGAGGGGAUGGAGAACUUGCACCAGGUUGAAAUUCCUGAACACCUGAAGGAGAAAUUUACAAAGGAAGAUCAGGAGGAUGAGAAGGAGUAUAUGCAAUGAGACUGCUUAUUAGUUGUUUACUUGUCUCAAAACUGCAAUUUAGAUGUUUCCUUGGAAAUCAUAAACAUGGGCAUUUAUUAUUGUCCAGUUGUAGAUUGUGAAAUUUGUGACCCCAAGGUAGGGGGUUCUGCAGAUUGGGGGGGGGGGCUCUUUUGGUUAUAAAGUAAAAGAGCAUAAUUCAAAAAAAAACAUUUUCUCCUCUGAUCCUAGGUAUUAAGCAGACAAACUAAGUAUAUAGUCCUUAUUUUCUCUAAAGCUCAAAGAGCAAAUGCUUUAGCCAUUUGUGCGGUGUAUACGUAAACUUAAUAAAAUAUAGGGGCCCAAGAGCCCCUUAGCCCUCAUUCCGGUCCUUUUCAUAACUUAAAAUUCCUUUAGAUUUUCAUGAGGAUGGAGUACAUGUUAGAAGUUAGAAAUUCCUUGAGAGCCCCCCCCCCCCCCUUAAAAAAUGGGGAGCAAAAGAAGGGAGAACUAUUCUGCAAUGUGCAUGAAUUGAUUUAGGGACAAGCCAAUCUUAUUUACAAUGAAUUAUAUUCUUUUUUUCAAUGAAGUACAGAUGAGGCAUUUUAUCCUAUUUUAGUGGGAAAUAUAAUAUACAAGAUACAAUUUGUAUCUAAAAAGUAAGGACAUCUUCAACUGUAUAAAAAUAGGUACUUUAAUGGUUCACAGGCGCGUAGCUGCCUAUACGCAAGUACGCAAGUGCGUACACAUCAUUUUCAAAAAGAAAAGAAAGAAAGAAAAGAAAAGAAAGAAAAAAGAAUAAGGAAAGAGAGAGAUUUAUUCGGAGAAAAUGGGGCAGUAUCUGUCUUGCAAAUUAUUUUACGUCUUAUUGUUUCUAUUCAAAUUUUUUUGUUCAGAAUAUCGUUAAAAUCCAGUCUUUUAUAAAAUGAAUUCCACACUUCUUGAGUAAGAAAAUAUUGUUGAACCAAAAUUUCCAACUGUUAAUCCGCGUAAUCCUGAUUAUCCGGACAAAUACAUGUAUUUGAUGAAGGAAAGCGAUCUAAGUGACAUUGAUCUAAAGAAAAAGUUACAAGGGUCUUGGACGACUAUACAAGAAUUUCCGUUAGAGUAAUGAAUAAAUAUCGAUAAACAAAAAAAUGGCAAAAUUCAAAUUACUUAACAAAGUAAAUAAAAAUAUAGAUCAUUUAUGAAUAUUUUUUUUUAGUGAUAUUUCCAAUUUAUAGAAUUUAAGUACUCUCACCUUGUUUAAGCUAUCAGAAUAUAAAGGUUUUCAAAAGACCCACACCCCCGUUUAUAUUCUGAAAUACUUUAACUCCAAUGAUAACUUAUUAAAUACCUCUCUGUUUUAUCUUGUCACACUUGGAAACCUUUUUUUUCCAAUACCAAUAUAUUUUUAAAGUAAUUUGAUCAAAUUAUCCUUCUCUUCCCAUACUAUCCAUAGAAGUAUAACUUAGCUAAGUGUUUGCUUGAGAAAAGAGAUGUAGCGUGAUUUCUUUUAAAGGAAAAUGACUGAAAAAUUUCGUAAAAUCCAGUAGCUUCCGGGGGCUUCGCCCCUUGGACCCACUGGGGGCCUCAGGGCGGCCCCCAGAUCCCCGGCCAUUUCCUGCGUACACUUCAUUUCAAUGCUGGCUACGCGCCUGGUUCAAUAAUUUUCAUACCAUUAACGGAAGUAAAGUUUCAGUCCCCUUGAUAUAGAAAUCAAAAAUUGUAUAUAGAGUUUUAAGAGUUUGUAUCUGUUCAUCAUAAGUAGUGCAGCAAUAUUUCGAAAAAUGCACUACAUCACGCCUCAACAGGCCCUUAUGCAUCAUUAUCAUGAAUGACAGUCCUUGGACUGGAAGUCCAACGGUUACUACACCACGCUAGGCUAGAGAAAAUUCGACCUCAUCAUCUGAAAAACAGGCAUUCAAAAAUGGCAAAGAAUAUUUCUUUCGCUUAGAUCUCCAGAUUGAUGAACCUAUUACAUUGUAGAAAUCAAACUGGCUUUACUGCAAUUGAUGUGCUUGAAGUCUUGCAUGCUGUAAUUGAAUGGCCAGGUGUUGGGUGUUUUAAUAUUCAUGUGUUCAAUAAAUAAACCAUUUAACAUCUUCUAUUAUCGAAUUUCUGAUGUUUUAAAUCGAUUUUUACCUUACUGUGUUUAUUUUUGAAAAUCAUGAGAUAAACAAUUUGAAUAUUU
Messenger RNA from Saccostrea cuccullata (small rock oyster), 3382 nucleotides. RefSeq names its product protein HGH1 homolog. The record is from RefSeq and is a predicted model, not a curated record. Lineage: Eukaryota; Metazoa; Mollusca; Bivalvia; Ostreida; Ostreidae. The transcript is spliced from 4 exons. Bases 16 to 1251 code for a protein of 411 amino acids.